CUAACACUAAUAUCUAACACUUGUCUUGAUUGCUAUUAGGACAGCUAAGCUUGCAUGGCAUAUUCCUUAGUCUUUUCCUCCGUAUAUAAUAUUUUUAAUAAUGUCAUCUUCUCAUGCUUGUACAUUCUCUUUGAGGUGGAAAGAAAUGCUCGCAUGAUACUAUAAAUAGGGCCAUCUACUUACCGCUCUCACCAACAAGCUAGCUUCUGCGCUCCCUCACUAGCAGCGCAUCCAUAACUUAGCACCUCGAAAGCUUCGGCUUAGGAAUGGCGAAACCGUCGGAUCCUCUUACCGUUGGGAGAGUGAUUGGAGAGGUAAUAGACUCAUUCAGCCCGACGGUCAAGAUGUAUGUGACCUACAAUUGCAACAAGACGGUGUGCAAUGGACACGAGUUCUACCCUUCUGCCGUCGCACCCAAACCUAGGGUUGAGGUCCAAGGGGGUGAUCUCAGGAAUUUUUUCACAUUGGUAAUGACAGAUCCUGAUGUUCCGGGCCCAAGUGAUCCGUACCUAAGGGAACACCUCCAUUGGAUCGUGACCGACAUUCCUGGCACAACGGAUGCUUCGUUUGGGAGGGAGGUGGUGGGCUACGAGAGCCCGCGUCCGAACAUCGGCAUUCACCGCUUUGUCUUUGUGCUCUUCCAGCAGAAGCGACGCCAGUCGGUGGUCGCCCCGCCGUCCCGCGACGGCUUCUCCACCCGCCGCUUUGCCAGCGAGAACGACCUCGGCCUCCCCGUUGCUGCCGUCUACUUCAAUGCCCAGCGGGAGACUGCCGCUCGCAGGCGCUGAUCGACAGUGAUCACUACCCUUCGAUCUCACCUCCACAACCAGAUUCUGCCUGGGAGUUCUUAGUUUACCAAUUAAUGCAUGGGAGUUGCUAGAAUAAUUAAGAUCAACUAAUGUCUAUCUAGUUAAUUAAUAAGUUGAGCAAGGUGUAUGGAGUUUAAUCUGACAGGGUGCAAUGUCUGUAGUACUAGUGCGUCGUAAUUGGGGGUGUCGCACCUGUCGAGUGGAGGACAUUGAACAGGGUACAUGCGUGGCCAUUGGUUUCGGCAUGACCCAUGUGGAUGUAGUCCUUUGUGUGAUAUGAUAUCUGAUCUAUAUGUUCUGAUUUGGCUUUUCUCUUAU
Messenger RNA from Ananas comosus (pineapple), 1127 nucleotides. RefSeq names its product CEN-like protein 2. Lineage: Eukaryota; Viridiplantae; Streptophyta; Magnoliopsida; Poales; Bromeliaceae. The record is from RefSeq and is a predicted model, not a curated record. The transcript is spliced from 4 exons. Bases 267 to 788 code for a protein of 173 amino acids.